AUGGUGGCUCAGCAUGGUCCAGAUGGGCAUACAGAGCAAGCAAUUUAUUACCUUAGUAAGAAGUUCACAGACUGUGAGACAAGAAUGGAUCCCAUCAAGCAUCUUUUUGAGAAACCCGCGUUGACGGGCAGAUUAGCACGUUGGUUAUUGCUCUUAGCGGAGUUCGACAUUGUGUAUAUUACCCAGAAGUCCAUCAAGGGUAGUGUCGUUGCUGAACAUCUAUCCGCACAUCCAGUUGUUGAUAUGAGGCCUUUGAAUGACAUAUUUACAGAUGAAGAUGUAGUUUCUAUUGAGGUUGAAAAUGAGGUUGGCAGUUGGCAAAUGUUCUUUGAUGGAGCCGCCAAUCACAAAGGUUGCGGAGCCGGAGUUCUACUUAUAACUCUUGAAGGGUUGAACAUGCCCAUGGCAUAUAGGUUGGACUUCGAGUGCACCAACAACAUGGCCGAGUAUGAAGCUUGCCUCAUGGGAUUGAAAGCAACCGUCUCUAUUGGGGUCAAAAGAUUGGAAGUAUACUGA
Molecule: messenger RNA, 516 nt
Organism: Macadamia integrifolia
Lineage: Eukaryota; Viridiplantae; Streptophyta; Magnoliopsida; Proteales; Proteaceae
Exons: 2
Coding region: 1-516 (171 amino acids)
Molecular function (GO): nucleic acid binding
Source: RefSeq, a predicted model, not a curated record